AUGACGACGGAAGAGAUGUUGGCCGAGAUCCUAGCCAAGCUGGAGGAGGUGGAUGCUCUAUUGGGGAUCCGCGCUGGGCCACCGACUCCUUCAUCCCCUCCAUCGAUCCCCACCUACAUCGCCGUCAGCGGUGAGGACCAGGAGCGAGGACUUCGUGCAUCCGUGGGCUUCCCCAACAGCACGCAAUCAACGGCCUCCGCGAUGGACGCGGAUCCCGGCUUCCAGUCGAGCGUCACCGAGCUCCCUGACCCGCCCGCCUCCAUCGACGGCCACCUCGGCAUCCUCUUGGACGCCGACGGCGGGGGCGUCGACCGCCUCAGCCGCCUCCCCGACUCGCUCCUACGCGACAUCGCCUCUCGCCUCCCCAUCAAGGAAGCCACGCGCACGGCGCGCUUCUGCGGCCUCGUCCCCAAGUCGCUUGACAGGCUGCUGGAGCAGACCCGCCUGCAGCAGCAGGGUCACGCCCGCCUGCCGUGCCUCGCCUGCCCGCUCCUCACCCUCAGCAACGUCGGCAACUCGCCGGCCUCCACGCUCGUGCUCGCCAACAACGACAUCAGCCUCGCCAUACCCAUCGCCAGCUCAGACGACCGCGAGCGCGUCCUUUCCAUCACCAGCAGCAACCUGGCGACGGCCGCCUUGGCCUCUCCCACCCCUUCCGCAGCCCCUGCUCCUAGCCAGGACACGGCUCUUGACUCCCAGAUCGGCGUCACCAAGCUCCUGGUCAUGGCGCACACAAGGUGUUCGACACCAAGUCCCUACCAGGCCGCCGACAUUCCGGCAAUGGGCCUGAAUGCUAAUGUUAUGAAGCUUGCGACUGCGUCAUCUACACCUCUCAGGGCUUCAUCGACGUCUGUCCUACCAUUGGGAUCCAUCCUCAAUUUCCCUCAUACAAGCACUGAGCUCGGCAUGGUGGCAGCGGUCCCUGGUAAUGGCAUGUUGCUACGUCCUGCACCGUGGCCAUUAUUCAACCAAGAUUAUGCCAGAGUACAAACAGUUGCAGUGCUCAGUUUGUGGAUGGUGGAGCUUUGGCUUUUCACUGAGAUUCUAAUUGCAGGCAUGUCUAUGCUCUUGAAUGGGGGAUUUUAUUUACUCACAUACUUUUGGAUGAAGUACCAGAUAAGUUUCCCUGAUCUAUCUCCAUCCCAAGAAAAGUACAGAGUUAUUUCUAGACUGUACAAUCCUAGUGCUCUUGCUGCUCUUAUGUUAGUCACAAGUUCUACCCAUCCUGUGCUUUACAAAUUGCUCUCUGGAAUCUCAUGGGAAUUUGAACCUUGGCCACCAUACAUUCAAAGAUUCUGCAUGCACUUGGUUAGCAGUUACGCUUUUCAGCUAGAGGGGAACUAUGCACAACUUGAUUUGAGUGAGGGCAACUUAACUCAUGGGCACUGCAAUUUGCUGACAUACGCUAUUGGUUGUAUGGUGCUUGCAACUAAGAUGGCGUGUGGAGGUAUUAAAAGUGGAUGGUUAAUAGCACAGAAAGUCGACCAAUCACUCAUGGUGCGUCAAGUGUUGCAUCAGCUUGAGAUUUUUAUAGAGUUCAGUGAUUCUGUUGAUACAUAUUGGACUCCACAUGACAUCAAGUAUGCUGAAACUGUUACAAGGGUGCAAACACAGAGGAUAUGCUGGCAGCAGCAAGAGCUCAAAUUACUCGAGAUUCUGGAGAUAGUGGCAUACCACCUUCCAUGCAAAGGAAACAGAGCAGUUACUCAGGUUCUACUCAAGUGGGCUGGAUUACUAGUUGAAAUAUCCACCUGGGUCAAUAGGCGGCUGGCACGGAGCCACUUGAAGAUACAGCGCUCGUGGAAGCCGUGCGCGCACGGCAUCGUCCUCAGCGCUUCGCCGGCCUCGUACUCGUCGAGGCACACCCCGCACUCCCCGCUCUCCCUCGCCUCGCCCUCGCCCACCGUCGUCUCCGGUAGACAAGCUAUGGCCACGCUGGAUGCCUGGACGGCGCCGAGGACGAAACUGCCGUACUCGUCGUCGUCGUACGCUCCGGCGUCGCCGUGCCGCGGAUGGUCUCCCCUGUCACUGUCGUCGCGAGGCCCGAAGACGAAGACGAAGACGAAGACUUAG
Messenger RNA from Miscanthus lutarioriparius, 2073 nucleotides. Lineage: Eukaryota; Viridiplantae; Streptophyta; Magnoliopsida; Poales; Poaceae. The record is from the annotation of a GenBank genome assembly.